Messenger RNA from Hyalella azteca, 833 nucleotides. It is a transcript of the gene MED18, whose product is annotated as mediator of RNA polymerase II transcription subunit 18. Gene Ontology annotation, molecular function: transcription coregulator activity. Lineage: Eukaryota; Metazoa; Arthropoda; Malacostraca; Amphipoda; Hyalellidae. Gene Ontology annotation, biological process: regulation of transcription by RNA polymerase II; termination of RNA polymerase II transcription. The record is from RefSeq and is a predicted model, not a curated record. Gene Ontology annotation, cellular component: mediator complex; core mediator complex. The transcript is spliced from 6 exons. Bases 114 to 773 code for a protein of 219 amino acids.
AGCUAUUUCUAAUUCACUCAAUGCCUAUAAAAUUUCAGAUCUCUCUUAGUAGCUUGUUUGAUGUAAAGCUGCAAAUACUGUGAUCAAUCUUACUUCACUGUCGCACUUGCAUAAUGUCUAUUAAUUUAUCUGUUCAAAGUGUUCUUGAUUCAAUUGAAUCGGCUCAAAAAAAUGACAUUGUUCCUGACCAGGAGUUUGUGCUGCAAGGAAGUGUUAUGGACCUGUCUGUGUCAGUACUCCUCAGUCGACUACGUGGGCUCUGUGACAAUGCCGAUUCAUUGCCUGAAACAUUCCACGAUCAAGAAAUUUGUUUUAUUUUAAAAGAUUUCUCAAACCCUGGAGCUGUAGGGCCAGGCACGGGUGGCGUGAUGCUUCGUGUGCGCAAGGCUCUUGACCACCCCGAGUUGCCUUGGCAGCUGCGAUACACUGGCCAGCCUGAAGUGGGGAACAGACCCGCUUUGUUACGGAACUGCCUCGAUGUGCCAGUGAGUUCAAACAUUUGCGACUUCCUCCACGAACUUGGUGCAAAGGUCGACCACGAGUACGUUUCAAAAGGUUACAUCAUGAGAAAAGGCAGGAUUAAGGUGACCGUCUUCAAAAUAUUCAAGGUUGGAGGGAAAGAAGUCCAGGAAGGUGUCACCAAAAGCCACGUGGUGGAGUUGAGCGCCCUAACAACUCGCGUCGAUGAGGCCAUCGCCACAGAUCUUAGGAUUGUGGCUGACCAGCUCAAGCCGCUUGUAAACCUCCAGAAUCUCGAUUACCGUAGAUUAUAAUGCCUAGCGAAUAAACUGUGUAGUUUAUAGUUAUAAAAAUAGUAAAUGGUUGAUAUAUAA